CCGAGAAUCACAAUAAAAAUGAUUAAGCUGAAAUCAUUGUUUCGCAGAGGACAAGGGACCUCGAGUUCCAACUCCUCGAACUCUUCGCACAAGCAACAGCAGCAGCACUCCAACAACAACCGCCAGAAGUCGCAGUCGAGUACAUCCCUAAACACGGCCCACGAACAGCAACAACAACAACAACAACAGCAACAGCAGCAGCAGCAACUCAAUAACGCAGCAACUGCUGCAACAGCGAGUGGCACAACGACAAAGUUUUAUUCCAAUCACGAGGCAGCCACUUACGAAAGGGGCGUGGAUGUUGGCGAUGAUGAGGCGCUGCUGCUGACGAAUCAACAACAACAACAGCGACUUCAACAACAAUUGCAACAGCAGCAACAGAGCAACACGCUGCCGCUGAAAAAGUCAAAGUUAAAAGGACAAAAGCAACCAAAGCAGCUGCCAAUAUUGCAACAACAUGCGAAUGUACAACCAGAACAUCAACAAAACCAACAACUAAUGACUUCUAUUGCGGCCGUGCCCUCAGCAGCGGCGACUAACAACAGCAGCACCACCAGCAGCAGCAACAACAACAACAACAUUAACAACAACAACGCAUUGUCCGCGUUGCAAGAUGAUUUCUAUCAACAACUAGCAGCAGCGGCCACAGCAGCAUCGGCCACAUCAGCCAGUGCCAGUGCCAGUGGCAGUGGCGGUGGCAGUGGCAGCAACAACAUUGGAAGCAAAAACAGUAGCGGCAAUAGUACGGCGGCAAGCGCAUUUCCGGCCGCAGCAGCCGCCGUGGCUGUGGCAGCCGUGGCAGCCAACAGUUAUCAGCAACAGCAGCAGCAGCAGCAACAACAACAACAACUAUUUAACAACGAACAGCAACAACAGAAGCUCUUAGAGGCUAACAACAAAAUGCAGGAGCUGCAGAGGCAGCUGGAUCGACUGGGAAGCGAGCAACUGCAGCUGGAGACACGCAUCACGGAGCUGCUGCCAUACCAAAGCGAGGUGGCCAAACUGAAGGGCGAUCUGGUUAAGAUGCAGAAUCUACAGGAGAAAACACAAAUGGAAAUCGGCAAUCUGAAAUAUGAAAAUGAAUCUUUGCGCAAUCGUUUGCGGGACGUUGUCAACUCGCCAUUGUCGGAUGCGGAGAAGCAUCAGAUUAUACAAGAAUCGCAGCGUUUGCAUAGCUCAGCGCCCGCCUCCAUAGCACUGCCUAGUACAAACGAAGCGCACGAUGGGACGCCCUGCCUCACGCCCGACUGGGACAAGCAGUCGUCGUCCAGCGAGGUAUCAGUAGCCUGCCUGCAGGACAAGAUCAUCCAGAUGGAGGAGACCCACUACUCGACCAAUGAGGAGCUGCAGGCCACCCUUCAGGAGCUGGCCGACCUGCAAACGCAGCUCAGCGACACCCAAACGGAGAACGAGCGGCUCGCCGAGGAGAAGGACGUGCUCUUUCAGUCGCUCUGCCGCCAGACGGAGAAGCUGAACGAGUCCAGAACGCAGAUCAGCAACCUCCAGGAGCUGCUGCUGCGCGACACCAAGCAGGCGGCUGAGGUGUGCACCUCGGAGCGUGAGAAGAAGCUGCUGGAUCUCAUCCAGACGUCACAAGAGGAGCGCGAGGCGGUGCUGCUAAAGCAGGAGGAGCUCAACGGAGAGCUGGCCGAGCUGCGGCAGACCCGCGAUGCCGCACAGCAAGAGCAGCAGCGGCAACGAGAGCGAAUCGCACUGCUCGACUCACAGCUGGACGCGGCCACGGCGGAGCGCAAGCAGGGCGAGGCACAGUUCUCGCAGGCCAAGGAGGAUAUUUCGCAGCGAGCCAUCGAAAUCAGCAGGCUGAGCACGCUGCUCGAGAAUGCCCGCUCCAAGAUCGAGGAACUGGAAGCGGACUUGGCGCGCGGCGACAAGACCGAUCUCAGCGACGUACUGGACGCGGCCCGGCGCGAGAAGGAUGCCCUGGAAGAGCGGGUAGCCGAGCUGCAGGAUCAGUGGUCGCGCAGCCAGGCGGAGCUGCGCCGCCUGCGGGAGCAGCUGGCCGGACUGAGCGAGGAGUGCAAGGUGGCAAAGAACAAUGCCAAGUGCGCCGUCUCCCAUCUGGAGUACCGACUGGAACAGUUGCAGCUCGAGAAGGACAAGCUGGCCGGUGAUUGCCAGGCGUUGGAGGAGCGGGUGGCUGAACUGCAGGUGCAGUCCAAGUGCCACCACGAGGACAAGGCCCAGCUGCAGGCGCUGCUCGGAGAAACUCAGAGGCACCUGGGGGACGUGAAGCUGAAGCUGAGCGACACCGAGCAGCGGCUGGACAAGGAGACUCAGUUGCGGCGACGAGAGGCUGAGGAAUGGCAACAGUUCCAGGCAGAUCUUCUGAUGACCGUGCGUGUUGCAAACGACUUCAAGACUGAGGCGCUAAGCGCUCGCGAGCAGCUCCUGCUCGACAACAAGACGCAAAAGGAGAAGAUCCGGCUGCUGGAGCAGCAGCUGGAGAAGCUCACCCCUAAGCAGCAACCGCAGCCGUCGGAGACGCCACAGUUGGUGCUGUCUACGGUCCAGCUGGAGAUGGCCGCGCGUCGCAGUAAACUAAGCUUUAGCCGGCAGGACUCCAGGCUGUCCGUCAAGACCCUCAUAGAGAGCAUCGAGAAUAACAAGGCGCAAGGAAAGUCGGAUGAGGCGGAGUCAAACUACAGCUCCAACUCGAGCCUGAACAGCGGCACUCCCGAGCUGGGGAACACUCCCAUCAUUCUUCCCGCCUCCGGUGACUGGCACGAGAGCCUUCGGUUGCCAGUCCUGCAGAGCAGCAAUCUGCACGUAAAUGUAGGAACAACGGCAGCAACAGCUGACGCUGGAACUGGAGGAGGAUCAGCUAACUCUACCAAAGCCACAUUGCCGUUGCGGGAGCAGCAGCAGCAGCAGCAGGUGACGGCUGCCAACUCCUCGCAGCCCUCCACACCGGCCACGCCCAGCAGCAGCGGCAGCAGUCAGCCGCCUAGUCUGCCCUUUGGCAGUGUCUCAAAGUCCUUCAUUAGCGGUGAGCGCAAGGAUCCGCUGAAUAUGCUGGCCAAAAACGGCGGCUCCAAGAGGAAUGCACUGCUGAAGUGGUGCCAGAACAAGACAGUGGGCUACCGCAACAUUGACAUUACGAACUUCAGCUCAUCGUGGAACGAUGGCCUGGCCUUCUGUGCGAUCCUUCACUCCUAUCUGCCGGAUCGCAUACCAUACGACCAGCUCAGUCAGGCGAACAAACGGCGAAACUUUUCACUAGCCUUUGCCGCUGCCGAAUCUGUAGGAAUUGGCACCACACUGAACAUCAACGAUAUGUGCCAGCUGGAGCGGCCCGACUGGAUGCAGGUGAUGUCCUAUGUGACGGCGAUCUACAAAUACUUUGAGACCUAGAUAUGUUACGCCUCACGCCUCACGUCUCCCGUCUUUUGUGUAUAUUUAUAAUCAGCAUUUCCUCAAUGUUUGGCGUUCAGACUACCCCUCUGAGCUCUGACACGACAAGAAGAAAAUAUUUUAACUUUAGCCCCCGCCCGCUACACCCUUAGUGUAUAUGUGUUUUUUUGUCUUUUUUUUUUGCUUCAGACCCUAAUUGUAUGUCUAUAUCUAUGUGUACGUCUGUGUCUAUAUCUAUGUACCCCAUUUGUAGACUAGUGGGCGCUCGAUAUUGGUGGACAGGUGGUCGAAAAAUCUUGACUUAUUUGAGUGAAUGAAUGAAACGGAACAACAGCAAUAGCAACAACAACAUCAUGAAAACCAAUUGUUUAUUAAAUAUUAAGUAAAUAUCUGUAAAAUGCAUUUGUUUGUUUUUUCGGUUUUACAGAAGAACGCUAGAACUCUAGAUAUCGUAGAACUUAGUUUAAAGAUACUCGUAUGUUUAAAAAGCAGCUUCGAGGGUUGUUGUUCAGGUUCCGGAUGGGUACCAAGAGAGCUGUAUUGAGAGUGCCACCUGGCGAGUGUCCACUGUAUUUUCUGUGUGUGUCUGCGUGUAUGUGUUUUUUUUUGUAAUUGUAAUUUUAUUGUGUACGCUUGAUAAAGAAGAAUGGCUUAAGCAAACCACAUAAGCUGAUGCGAAUGGUGAUGAUGGACAACUAUAGCGAUAGAGGUGGAGCAGCAGCCAGAGAUGGAAAGUAAAAGGAGUCCGGACUAGCUUUAGCAUACCAUACAUAUAUACUAUAUUUAUUUAUUCCAACUACUACUCGUACAUCAGAUCACUAAACUGUAUUUUCUCAACGAUUCAUUCUACAAAUACGAUACUAUAAAGAACAAAAUUAACGCGCAAUGAAACAAUGCA
Molecule: messenger RNA, 4270 nt
Organism: Drosophila persimilis
Lineage: Eukaryota; Metazoa; Arthropoda; Insecta; Diptera; Drosophilidae
Product: cytospin-A
Exons: 10
Coding region: 19-3372 (1117 amino acids)
Biological process (GO): actin cytoskeleton organization
Cellular component (GO): microtubule organizing center; filamentous actin
Molecular function (GO): protein binding
Source: RefSeq, a predicted model, not a curated record